Molecule: messenger RNA, 384 nt
Organism: Parnassius apollo (apollo)
Lineage: Eukaryota; Metazoa; Arthropoda; Insecta; Lepidoptera; Papilionidae
Source: the annotation of a GenBank genome assembly
AUGGCAUCAAAACGGAAAUUUAGUCCUCUCUGGAACCAUUUUGACAGCACGGAGCCGAAGAAAGCUAAAUGUAACUAUUGCUCAAAGAUACUAACGUUAUCUUCCAGUUCAAUUGGGACCUUAAGUAGGCGCAUGAAAAAAGUCCAUCCGAAGGUAAAUAUCGCACCGAAAAGGCUUGAGUCAACAGACGAAAGCGAAGAAAAUUCCAACCAGAAUGUACAAGUGGCCACCACAAGUUUUACAAUAUCAGCGGUGACUACAACCACUUCUUCUGGGACCAGACCAACUGUAACAACAGCUAACAUUAUAUCAGCUACAAAGGGUAAGGUGGCCGCAACUACAGUAAAAGAUUACAUCGUUGUCAAAAAACCUUCCUUCCACUAA